AUGGCGUUAGCUCCUCGUCUGCGACGUAUCCUCGCGAGCGCGAGGUGGGAGAUCAAGGACUCUUUGAGCAAUCGACAUUCACGUCGCACACACGCGCACGGGCAACAUGCGCUUCCAUCCAACGCCGAUGUUGUGGCAGCCAUGGAUAAACCGGUUGCUGACUUCGGACCCGUCACACUCGACUUCGCCAAGCUCGUAAAGCGUGGAAACGGACCAUUCGAGGAGUACGACCGGUUGUCAAAGAACGGCACGUUGCGCCCCGACGACUCUCAGCGCCGUGCCGUCGCCGUUCUCGACGUUCUGCACCGCGAAUUGGCCGCGAGGCUUUGCGCGCUCGAAACGACGCCGUCGUCGUCGCUGUUUCCAACGGUGGGAAACAAGAAAUCGGAAAAUAGUUGGUUUAGUUCCCUCCUAAGUGCACGAACGCGGACGUCCAAGCCCAAUGGACGCUCCAAAUUAGAGGCAACCCACGGUGGUAUCUAUCUUCACGGUGGCCCCGGCUGCGGGAAAUCAUCGGGUACUCAUAAAAGACGCGUGCAUUUUCACUCAUUCAUGUUAGAAACUCAUCGGGCGCUACACAAGCUCGGGAAGUCGUCUAGUGGUGUUGACACUGUCGCAACGUACGCGAUGCAGAUUGCAGAUAAUUGUGCAGUCCUUUGCCUGGAUGAGUUUCAUGUCACUGACGUUGCAGACGCGAUGAUCAUUCGCAGACUACUGGAUAGUUUAUGGGCAAAUGGGGUGACGCUAGUGAUCACGAGUAACAGGGCACCUGGGGAACUAUAUAAGAACGGGCUGAACCGCGUGCAGUUUAUGCCAUGCAUCGACGCUAUUGAGGCGCGAUGUGUAGUGCAUCCGAUGGAGAGCACACGGGAUUAUCGUUUGUUCGGUGUUGCCGCACUGGACGAUGAUGAGAAGGGGACGGAAGCAACCGACGAUAUGGUAGACGAAAGCAAAACUUUGUAUGACAUUCAAAACCAUAGCGGUCAUGGGAAUACAAAGAUGACGAGUGGCAGCAAGAGCGGGACGUGGCGGGUUGCUUCCCCCAGGCCAGAUUCAGGAUCACAAUACAGAGCAGAAGGAGAAGCAGAGUCUUGGCUUCGCUUGAAACUACGACGGCUUGCCAAACUUGCCGUGGAGGAAAACAUGGUGCGGGUUGAAGUUGCUGUUGAUGGUCGACGAGUCCUCAUUAAUCGUGCGAGUGGCGGUGUCGCUCAUUUGCACUUCAAUGAGGUUUGCGACAGCGCCCUCGGUGCAGCAGACUACACCGCCAUUGCGGCUGUAUUUCACACCGUUGGGCUCUCAAGCGUCCCUUUGAUGACAAGGGACCGCCUAGAUACAAUGCGGCGUUUUAUUACCUUUAUCGACGUUUUGUAUGAGCACAAGGUAAAGUUGCUGGUAGUUGCUGCUGCGCUGCCGCUUGAGCUCUUCAACACCGGGGGCAAACGGUUUCUAAGUUUGACAGAGGAAGAGUUUGCCUGGGGGCGUGCGGCGUCGCGUCUGAUGGAGAUGUCAACUUCAGAGUAUCUCGAAGCGCCGUGGCGGCCAAAGUCUGGUGCCUGGUUGCUGGAGCAGGCUCGUGUAACAGAGGUCAUCCCAGCAAGUGUCCUCAGGGCGUUGUGGCAGAGAUAUGAUGCUGAUCACAAUGGGGUGCUUGACGAGUCAGAACUUGAGGAGUUACUCGCAGAUUUGAAUGAGACCCGGCGGGGACACAGAAACGUCCCUGAGGAGCAGCUCCGGAGCGCGUGGGAAAUGCUGACAAACCGUGGAAAACGAGGAUUAGUGAAAUGUAUGGGAAUGGGAGUGGUUAAUUCGACGUGUGCAGAGGAUGGCAAGGAGAUGGAGGCGGUGCUGCCGUCAAGGCGAGGUGAUGCGUUCAUCGUAUUUGACGAUUUCAUUCAGUACGGUAAUGAUGCAUUCGCAGCGUGUAUGCAGGUGUGAGUUUUAUCUUUAGAAUGAUGUGGUUUGUCGCUAGACUCAUGACUGCCUCUAGCACUCCUCCAAAGAUACCUUCGUACUUCCGAUAUACAUCCGGAAGUGACAGUAGUGCUGUGCACGUAUGGUACGAACGAAAGAAGUUACGGAAAUAUGAGGACGCAGAAACGAGAUCGACGAUUCCUAUGAGCAAAUUGUCUCAAAUUGUACGCGCCCCUAUAGAUGAUGUACUGUACGGAAGUACUUGAACGGAG
Molecule: messenger RNA, 2186 nt
Organism: Micromonas pusilla CCMP1545
Lineage: Eukaryota; Viridiplantae; Chlorophyta; Mamiellophyceae; Mamiellales; Mamiellaceae
Exons: 3
Coding region: 1-1938 (645 amino acids)
Cellular component (GO): mitochondrion; cytoplasm
Molecular function (GO): calcium ion binding; ATP hydrolysis activity; ATP binding
Source: RefSeq, a predicted model, not a curated record